UUAAGAGAACUGGCUAUGAUGUUGCACAUCCUCCCCUUUUUUCCUUUCCCAUUUGCCAUCCUCCGACCAAUCAACCGGCUUUUCCCCUUCCCCUGUUAUUCUCCUUCUCUCCCCAUCUUGUCAUUCCUUCAUUCCACCACCAUUCAUCCAGUUCACUUUCGAUUUGGCUAUUCGCCGGUUCCAUUCGUGUUUUUUUUUUGUCUGUUUUCUCCUUUCCCCGAAAAAAAAAAACAAAAAAACUUAAAGAACGUCGCCUCAUCUCAUCCUGUCAUUCAAUGGGUACCAUAACGUGGGAAGAGUUCGUGGUUGGAGUCCGUCACAUAUUGGCAGUGUCCGACUCGAUCGGUGAUGGAUGGCAUUUUCGUGGAUCACUGGAGGAGCACGGUGGCGGUUAUCUAGCCAAAAGGAUGGACUACCCCGUAGCCAUUGGAGAGCCAUCGGAGAGAACUUUAUCCGCACGAGUGGCGACGAUCGAUCACGAUUCGGUGACGGAACCUUAUGAAAUUGAUCCGUGCAGCAUUGAUCCCGAUUCUUCUUUCCGGCCCGUCUAUGGCGAAUUUCACGUGCUGUACAGUCUAGCUCACGCCGUGCCUACACUCUAUUUGAGAGCAUGGAGACGAGAUGGAAGCUGUUUAGAAGCUGAAGAAUUAUGGAGAGAUUUAACUGCUGCCGAACGACGUCCUUCAUCCGACGAAUCCGAACGACUUCGCUCGUUGACGCAACAGGAACAUCCUUUCCUCGGUGAGCCAUGGUACCAUUUACAUCCGUGUCGGACGGCAGACAUGAUGGAUCAGAUCGCAGGCAACGACGUAGGCCGAGUUGAUGCAAAGCGAUAUUUUAUCCGAUGGAUGUCAACUGUGGCCCCUUUAGUCGGCUGUCCCGUGUCUCAUCAUUAUGCAUCCUUCCGGUAAACGCCCUACAGCCGCUUGCAACAGGUAUAUACGGACUCUAUUUGUUCUGUGUCAAAAAAAAUUUACUAGUUGACAUUUACUGUAAUAAAAAAAAAAAACGUUUAAAAAAUCGAA
This is a messenger RNA of Daphnia magna, 1025 nucleotides long. It is a transcript of the gene Atg10, whose product is annotated as ubiquitin-like-conjugating enzyme ATG10. Gene Ontology annotation, molecular function: Atg12 transferase activity. Gene Ontology annotation, cellular component: intracellular anatomical structure. The coding region runs from base 276 to 911 and encodes 211 amino acids. The transcript is spliced from 7 exons. The record is from RefSeq and is a predicted model, not a curated record. Gene Ontology annotation, biological process: macroautophagy; protein modification by small protein conjugation; protein lipidation. NCBI's taxonomy places the organism in Eukaryota, Metazoa, Arthropoda, Branchiopoda, Diplostraca, Daphniidae.